This is a messenger RNA of Cuculus canorus (common cuckoo), 1352 nucleotides long. RefSeq names its product thiol methyltransferase 1A (gene TMT1A). The record is from RefSeq and is a predicted model, not a curated record. Gene Ontology annotation, molecular function: S-adenosylmethionine-dependent methyltransferase activity. NCBI's taxonomy places the organism in Eukaryota, Metazoa, Chordata, Aves, Cuculiformes, Cuculidae. The coding region runs from base 325 to 1065 and encodes 246 amino acids. The transcript has 2 exons.
GGGCAUCCCAUGACAUUUUGCCAGUGGCUUCAUACCAAGUUGUUCUGCCCAGUUUACCAAGGUUGCAUAAGAAAAGGCAGCUCCUCUCUGCCAACGCUGGGACACAGCAGUAGCUGUUUGCUACGCAUGUCCUGCUUGUCCCUUCCUUGCCUGCGACCACGCUUUAAAAUCAGAUUUAAAGUCUACCAGAUAAAUCCAAGGAGCUGAAUAUACUUCGGGAGGAACACGCCAAGCACACGCACACAGCUCUCUCCGACUUUCAAGGGCUCCCAUACACAGAAGAACCAGUUCUGCUCGGCACGGAUCCUCUGCCCCACGCUGGAAAUGCCAGAGCCCAGCGUCCUCUUCCUCCGCGCCUGCCUCGCGGUGCUCGCCAUGCCCAUCUACCUGCUCUCCUUCCUGGGCAUUUGGGAGCCUUUCUGCAGGAAGAUAUUUUUUCCUUACUUCUUAGAGAAGCUUUCUACAAUUCACGAGAAGAAAGUAGAGAAGAAAAAACAGGAGUUAUUCCGUAACCUACCUGACUUCACCAGCUCGUCGGGGGAGCUGAGGCUGCUAGAGAUCGGGACCGGCUGUGGGACCAACUUUAAGUACUACCCUCCAGGCUGCAAAGUCACCUGCACUGAUGUAAACCCCCACUUCCAGGAAGCCCUUUCGAGAAGCAUGAGCAAGAAUCAGCACAUCCACUACGAGCGUUUCCUGGUAGCCGCAGGAGAAGACCUGCACCAGGUGUCCAGCGGUUCCGUGGAUGCUGUCAUCUGCACCUUGGUCCUCUGCUCCGUGCACGAUGUGAACGGCACCCUGAAGGAAGUCUUGCGAGUGCUCAGACCAGGAGGCGCUUUCUAUUUCUUAGAGCACGUGGCCGCUGACCGUUCCAGCUGGAAAUAUUUUUGGCAGCAGGUUUGCUACCCAACUUGGAAACUCGUCUUUGCUGGAUGCUGCCUAACAAGAGAGCUGUGGAAGAAUCUCGAAGAGGCCAAGUUCUCGGAUUUGAAGGUGCAACACAUCAGCAUUCCGCUGCCCGGGACCCCCAUUAAGCCUCACAUCAUUGGGUUUGCCGUAAAGUAACUCAGCCGCUCUGCCAGACCUCCUGCCCUGCCCCACAGGAAUCUCUCGAUGUAAUCAAUGCAGCAUAGGCUAAUCCAGUGUCUGAAUGUAGCUAAUACGGCGAAGAACUUGAGUUAAGUUUCUGAUUCAAGCAUCAAAUGAGAGGAAGGUCAGUUUUCCAAAGGUAUUGGAAGCCCUGGUGGUGCUGGCUGUGCCUGGCCAGGCCCCAGUGCAGCACAGGAGGAUCCCAGGAGGCUGCAGGGAAGGGAAACGGCCCAGCCGGCAGGGGAAAAAAAAAAAAGGAGUAU